UGAAAUUUUUAUAUCUUAUAUAUAACGAUUGAUGCUUUCUUUGCUGAACAAAUGAAAUUUUAUGUCUUAUUUAGCUGUCUACGUCGGUGGAAAUAGACGUGAUAUACUUAUGCGCUAAUGUUUUAAUUAUAUACAGCGUCGAAAUCUCAUUAAACGUUAUUCAAAGAAACGCUAACUUAUCAGAGAAUUUUGCUCGUUUAUUUUCUUACAUGACAUUCUUUUUAUAAAUGAUGGUUGUUUAAAGGAAUUAGAAGCAUAGCUUUACGGUUUUUGUGUCUCCCACAGCGCAAUGACUGAGCAGAGGAAUACCACUGAAGAGUGAUAUAUUUUCCAAAUUUUUAUUAAAAAAAAAACAAAUCUAAUGCCUUGAUCAACAUUAAAAUUUUGUAUUUAAUGUCGAACAUGAAGAAAAAUUUUAGAAUUGCAAUUGAAGAAAAGGAUGAAGUUGCUAUAAUGAAUAUAUUAGCAAAUGGAGUUGAUCCAAACGCAAACAUGCCUGGAGAAAAGUUCCCACCUAUUCAUUACAGUGCAGGACUACAUGAAUCCAUUACUCGUUUGUUGCUCGAUCAUGGAGCAGACCCGAACACAAAAACUAUUGAUGGGCUUACGCCUUUACAUAUAGCGGCUUCCUGGGGUCAAUUAAACAUUGUUAAAUUGUUACUAGAAAACGGAGCUAACGUAGCGAAUCGAGACGAUGAUGGAAAUACCCCAAUGGAUUUGGCUAAAGAUUACAAACAUUCUGACUGUAUGAAAGUUCUUAGACGUUGUUUAUCACAGGCCGAACACCCCUUAUCAAGUAAAGGAAACUAUAGCCAUAGGAACAAACCAACCUAUUUGAAUAAAGCUAGGAGCACGAAGGCAUUUAAUCUGUCUCGUCCAAAAAUGUCUAACAUGUAUAAUUUGAAGACGACUUUCUUGAUGACACCGGAAAACAUUUCUUCUCGCAUCAAAAUUACCCUGAAAAACAGAGAUUUCGAGAAAAGCUACGAUGUUAACUUAGUUCCGCGCGAUUCACAAAAUUAUUCGGCUUUUAGUAAAGAUUUUAAUUCACGUAAAAAUAGGAAUAGAAACACUCGUACUGAGCACUCUGGUUCGAAAAGGACUUCACAUCAUCGAACUUCGCAAGGUAUUUCUUCAUUUAUGAAUAAUAAUUCGAACGAUAAACACGUCCAGGCCGUCAAUACAGCCGAAAAUUAUUAUUCUUGCGACGAAUACUCAGAAACACAGACGUGUGAAACGUUAACUCAGAUGGGCAACAACUUAAAAGAAAAUGGCGAACUUCGCAAGAAGACUCAGUUCCGAGACGACACCUCCGACAUUAGCGCAGAGAAGAGUACCUCAUCUGAUUCAUCUCAUAGUGCAUUAGACAUUGAUCCUGAUUAUGUUGAUCAUGUAUCAGAGAAACAGUCCGAUUGUUCUUGUGAACGAAGUAACAGUUCCGACGACGACGAUGAAAUAUCGUGCGACGAAGGCUCAGUAGAUAACUCGGAAACGUCCACACAAGAUGUGACGCAGGAUACUGCAGCACGGGAUUUACCGUCAUAUACGAGGAAAAAAUGGUUAAAAAGAGCUCAAAAAUAUGUACAAGUUAAAGUCAUGAGCUGUAUUCGACAAAAUAAAUACACCCCGUAAACAACCGAUUGAAAUAAAACAAAAGGUGAUGAGUUAUAUAUA
Molecule: messenger RNA, 1674 nt
Organism: Octopus sinensis (East Asian common octopus)
Lineage: Eukaryota; Metazoa; Mollusca; Cephalopoda; Octopoda; Octopodidae
Product: serine/threonine-protein kinase TNNI3K-like
Exons: 1
Coding region: 394-1632 (412 amino acids)
Molecular function (GO): endonuclease activity; protein binding
Source: RefSeq, a predicted model, not a curated record